Messenger RNA from Abrus precatorius (Indian licorice), 2028 nucleotides. RefSeq lists its product as uncharacterized. The transcript has 2 exons. Lineage: Eukaryota; Viridiplantae; Streptophyta; Magnoliopsida; Fabales; Fabaceae. The record is from RefSeq and is a predicted model, not a curated record. Bases 1 to 2028 code for a protein of 675 amino acids.
AUGACGAGAAGCCAGCAAGAAGGAACCUCUCGGCAACAAAUGGAGGGCAUCACGCCAGAGGAACCAGUACCUGAAGUGGUGAUGCAGGGAGGAACGGAGGAAAGCAUUCUAGCUGCACUGAGGCAGCUUAAGGCAGAAAUGAUGGAGAUGAAGAAGGAACGCGAAAGAGAUGCACUGGAACUCUCGGCCCUAAGGAGGGAAAAUGCUGGCUUAAGGGAAGAAAUAAGGACACACAUCCCUUCCCAAACGACGCCUUUCAUCCAAGAUCAAGGGGAAUCCUCAGCACUGCAAGACAAAUCAAGGCAAGUCUAUCAAUCGGCAACCAAAGAUGACCGGGACGACCUUGUGAACCGGAGCCCGUUCAUUCACCGCAUUCUGGAAGCCAAGCUGCCCGAUAAUUGGAGAGGGUUGGCAAUAGACAAAUACGAUGGCACAUCCGACCCCGGAGAACACGUGGAUAUCUUUACAACGCAGGUCGGUCUGUACACAGAAAGCGAUGCCUUAUGGUGCAGAAUUUUUCCUACUUCACUCCAAGGACCUGCACUCAGUUGGUUCACCCGACUCCCCCCUCUCUCCAUCGACUCGUUUACAACUCUCACAAGACGUUUCAACUUGCAGUUUGCCACAAGCCGACCCCAUCCCCUAACAUCCUUGGCCCUAGUCAAUAUUCGCCAAGAGAAAGGAGAAUCACUUAGAGCGUUCAUGGAACGCUUUGGCAAAGUGACUCUCUCAAUUCAUAACUUGGAACUAGCAGUAGUUAUGCACCACCUCACAACAGCGUUAAAGCCGGGACCCUUUGUUAAUAGCCUCUGCAAAAAGCCCCCGAUUAACCUAGACGAGUUAAGGAGUCGGGCUGCGAAGUACAUGCAAAUGGAAGAAUUAUCCGAAUAUCGGAGCCAGGUACGGAUGGACCAAGGAUCUAACUCAAAAGAUAUAGAAGGAAAGGAGGCCUUUAAAGCAAGGCGGGGGAACGACAGAGGAAAUGAACUUGAGCGACCACCUCGGCGACCGAAGUAUCCGUCCUACACGACGCUCAACACUAAUCAGGCCAGAAUACUUGAUCAAGCGUUGGCCACAGAAAUAUUGAGAAUGCCUAGACGCGCUAACACUCCCCCUCGGGCAGAUAAAAGCAAGUCUUGCCGAUACCAUCAGAACAGGGGUCACACUACUGAAGAGUGUACGGCACUGAGAGACAAAAUUGAAGAAUUGAUUAAAGGUGGAUACCUAAAAGAUUUUGUACAGACAGAUCCCACAAAGCAAUCUAACAGAGGAAGAGAUCGUCACCCUGAUUCACCAAAGAGAUUCGACCACAAAAAAAUUGAACGACACAGGACCACAGGAGCAGGUCCAGAAAGCCCCCAGCUAGAAGAUUUGAAGAAAAGUACCCGAAAAGGCAGAAUUCGGAUCCCGCCUAUUACGUUCACUGACGAUGACUUUCAGGAAGUCGAUCCGGUGCAGGAUGAUCCCAUGGUAAUUAGUGUAGACAUUCUUAACUGCACUGUUCGAAAAACACUAAUUGACCAAGGGAGCUCGGCCGAUAUCCUAUACAGGAAUACAUUCAAGCAAUUAGGCAUCGCAGAACAAGAGCUCAAAGAAUACCAUGAACCAUUGGUUGGGUUUUCCGGGGAACGAGUAGAGACCAAGGGAUGUAUUGACUUGUAUACCACGUUUGGAUCAGAACAUGAGGGCAAAAGCAUAAGAGUCACUUAUCUUGUAGUACACACAAACACAUCUUAUAAUAUACUACUCGGCAGACCAUCCCUGAACAAAUUGAAGGCCAUAGUGUCCACUCCGCACUUGGACAUGAAAUUUCUGUCUGAAAGAGGCCGAAUUGUUACCGUCCAUGCUGAUCAAAAAACAGCCAGGGAAUGUUACUUUGCAAGUUUACGCCUUAAACCAUUUCAUGGGAAUAACCGUGAUGUCAAUAUUGUAUCCCCUUGGUUGGAAGAAGAGUUGGAUGUUGAACUUGAUCCUAGAAUGGAUGCGGAAUAUCGUGUCGAGCCCAAUGAAAACAAACAAUCCUUCUAA